Molecule: messenger RNA, 3002 nt
Organism: Cajanus cajan (pigeon pea)
Lineage: Eukaryota; Viridiplantae; Streptophyta; Magnoliopsida; Fabales; Fabaceae
Source: RefSeq, a predicted model, not a curated record
CAUAAGAAUUGGCCCAAGAAUUGCAUCGUGAUAUUUUGAGCGACCAUGCUGGUUUCCCAGUGUGAGUGAGGUGCGUUGGUCGAAUGAAGCAGCUUCGUAUUACCUCGUCCUCCGUAAGUACAUAACGUCGUACUGUUUAUUAUUUUUGAGAUGGGAAUUGUCGGCUUUGAAAUUAACGGGAAUCCUGCUUCGGCUUCUGCUUUGCAUUAUGGUGUUAACUCGUUCUCUUCCUAUGCGGUUCCUAUUUCUCUGAGACCCUUUUUUGGGAACGCUUUGAACGCCAGGAAGAUUCGGGUCUCUAAUUCUCGAAAGCCGAAUUUCGGGGCAGUUACUGCUUCACUGAAUGGUGGCUCCAAUGCUGGGUUGAUUAGUGACCCGCUUCUUCCCACGGACUCAGAAUUCAAGCCAUCCUUCGACGAGUAUUUGAAGGCUAUGAAAUCUGCCAAAACUUUCAGAGGCAACAAGCCUGCUUCCACUGCUCAAAAACAGAAGACGAUGGAAAAGGGUGAUGGAAGGAGCAACACCAAAAAAAUUGAUAGUGUUGGUAAGAAAAUUUAUAGAAAAGAUGGGCUUGUUGGUGCAAAAGAAGAUGGGGCAUUAAAAGUUGAUGGAGCUGUUGUGUACAGAGAAGGUUCCUCCAGAAGUAGUGGUAAGGUCAGAAGAACACCAAUUAAAGGAUUUAGAAGUGAAAAUGUAAGGAAAGGAAACAACUUUGAUGUGAAGGCAGAGCAAAAAAAUGGGUCGUUGAAACGCCGGAGUCGUAGUUUAGAACCAGAGUUUGAUGAUCGCAGGGGGAUUGAGAAUCAAGACAAAAGUGGAAGUGGAAGGACGAGUAAGAGCAUAAUUAGGUCUGGUUUUAAUGGUAGCCAUGGGGGUAUCAAAGAGAGAGGAGUUACUCAUGAUUUAUAUUCUUCAAAGACUUGGGGGGAAAAGGUUGUUGAUAACAGACAAAGGGAUUACAACACACAGGGUAAAUUCCCUGAUGGAGAUAAAAUUGUAGCUAGACAAGAAGUUAAGGAUAUAGGAUUUGGUAGAAGAAAUACUGAAAACGGAAGUUUGAUAAAUAGAAAUGGACUGUCAAAUGUCAAAUUGAAUGGAAGCCGUAAGCGUUUCAUUGAUAGGGGUUAUGAUUCUGACAACUUGGAGAUGGACCGAGCAGCAUUUGAGAAUCUUGAUGACCCAAAAAGGGUUAUCAAAAAGUUGCAAUUUUCACACAAGGAAAUGGAGGAGAAAAUCCAAAAGCUAGCCAAAUUGUUAAAUGGUGCAGAUAUCAAUUUACCUGAAUGGAUAUUUUCUAAGACAAUGAGAAGUGCAAGGAUUAAAUUUUGCGACUAUUCCAUAACAAGGGUUAUCAUAAUCUUGGGAAAACUAGGAAACUGGCGGCGAGUGAUACAGGUCAUCGAAUGGCUUCAAAAGCGUGAACGUUUUAAGUCCCACAAGCUAAGGCAUAUAUAUACAGCUGCUCUUGAUGCACUUGGAAAGUCAAGGAGACCUGUAGAGGCACUAAAUAUAUUUCAUGCAAUGCAGCAACAUAUGUCCUCAUAUCCUGAUUUAGUAGCUUAUCAUAGUAUUGCUGUUACUCUUGGACAAGCAGGGCACAUGAAGGAACUCUUUGAUGUAAUUGAUAUUAUGCGGUCACCACCUAAGAAGAAGUUCAAAACAGGGGUACUGGAGAACUGGGACCCAAGGCUGGAACCUGAUAUUGUAGUUUAUCAUGCAGUCCUUAAUGCUUGUGUUAGGCGGAAACAAUGGGAAGGGGCCUUUUGGGUUUUACAGCAGUUAAAGGAGAAAGGACAACAACCUUCUGCUACGACUUAUGGCCUAGUUAUGGAGGUGAUGUUUUCAUGUGGCAAGUAUAACUUGGUUCAUGAAUUUUUCAGAAAGCUUCAGAAGUCUUUCAUUCCCAAUUCAUUGACAUAUAGAGUUCUUGUAAAUACACUUUGGAAAGAGGGAAAAACUGAUGAGGCUAUAUUGGCUGUCCAAGAAAUGGAAAUACGUGGAAUUGUAGGUUCUGCUUCUCUUUAUUAUGAUCUAGCUCGAUGUCUCUGUGCAGCUGGAAGAAGCCAUGAGGCACUAAAGCAGAUAGACAAGAUAUGUAAGGUUGCAAAUAAACCAUUGGUAGUUACCUACACUGGCUUGAUGCAAGCAAGUUUAGACUCUGGAAACAUUCAAGAUGGGGCUUAUAUUUUUGAGAAAAUGAAGGAAAUUUGUACUCCAAAUCUGGUUACUUGUAACAUAAUGCUGAAAGCUUACUUGGAACAUGGCAUGUUUCAAGAAGCUAAAGCGUUGUUUGAGCAGAUGUCAGAAAAUGCAAAUCAUUUGAGGAGAAAUAGUGAUUACAAAAUGCUGGUGGUACCAGAUACAUACACAUUCAACACCAUGUUAGAUGCAUGUGUUGCAGAGAAGAGAUGGGAUUAUUUUGAUGAUGUCUAUCAAAGGAUGCUGUACCGUGGUUAUCACUUCAAUCCAAAACGUCACCUUCGAAUGAUAUUGGAGGCUUCAAAAGCUGGAAAGGAACGGCCUUUGGAGAUAACAUGGAAGCACUUAACCGAUACAGAUCGCAUUCCAUCAGCUCCUCUGAUCAAGGAAAGGUUCUGUGCAAAGCUUGAGAAAGAUGACUAUGUUGCUGCUCUCACAUGUAUUACCAACAACCCCCCACAAGAUUUGCAGCCAUUUUCCAAGUCGUCUUGGUUGAAUCUAUUCAAAGAAAAUUCUCAACGGUUUCAGACGGACACGAUUGUUAGACUAAUGAAUGAGGCUAGCAAUAUAGUUUCCAAUAGUAGUUUGCCGAAUCCAACACUUGAGUAUUUAAUGCAAUCAUGCAAAGAAUUUUUGUUUGCCACUGAUCUCAGUGCAGCUGACACGGAUUCACUGAAAAAUGUAUUUACUGUAGAAAGUCAGCUGGUAAUAGCCAAUUCUAGAUGAACGUUUCUAUCCAAAGCUUUGUAAUAUAUUCUUAACCAAAAUCUAAUGGAAGCCUUCUAUUAAAUGCAUUUCAUGCA